GGCGUACUCCAUGUUCGGUAUUUGCUAUGGGUAGCAUUUUGGUUCUUUGGAGUCCCUACUUCGAUUCCUCGGUGCCUGGAUGCUCAGCGGGCAUAUCUCUGCCAGCCGGACCGUGAAAUGGGCAUCGUGGGGCCGUGGAUGGCGGCGGCCAUGUUUCAACUGCUCAGCGGCUGUGCGUUCGGUUGAAAGGAAGAAGGUAGGUGCGAUUUCGUGUGGAGGGAGCGCUGAAGCGUCUUUGUCUUUCGCGAGCAAUGAACCAGCUGCAGAGAAAGGAGCGACGAGGGCGCAGACUGGACGAGCUGAUGCUUCCUUGGAUAUGACUUCUGCUGGUAGAGGCAGCAAUCCGGGCUCUUUGUCAGCGAGAGAUACCAGCGGAGGAGGAUUAUAACAGAAGUCGAGCGCAAGCGACUGGCGCGAGUAAUGUGGGUGUGGAUUCUGCAGGUACAGGCGAACGAUCAAAGAACGUACUGGCGCGUGACGGCGGCGUUGCUGCCGGUGCGAGAUUCGCUGGCGAAGGCUGGGGCUAGGACUGUGAGGUCCGAUCACUGUGUUCACUGUUGGUGGCGCUCGUCGGGUCGUCAUUCAAGUGUUCAAUGAGGCAUGUGGGGUCCAGACUCCUCAGUUCUAGUGCUCGCUUCCGGUGAAGCGCGCCAGUGACAAUCUCUUGAAAUGUAGUAGUUGCUGCGGCGAGAUUGUGAGUAUGAUUUUUGUUGUGCGUUUGUGGAAAUCUCGUGAGGUGGCAUUAGCGAGCCUCUGAGUGGCGGGAAAUCGAUUCGGUCCAGCGCGAAGGGUUUUGGUCCCCGAUUUGGCGGGAAAGGGAAAGAGUUGACUGGCGGGAAAAGGAACGAGGUGAGGAUGUCUCAAACUCAAGGGACGGUCAACGGAAAGGAUGGGCCGCUUCUGACUCCACCGGGAGGUGCGGGUGUGCAGCUGGCCUCCGCUGGAGUGGUGGAGCAGGCGUCUGUUGUGGUGGUCCCGUCGCCAGGGCAGGGAGAGGGGGCGUGUGCUGUUCAGUCGCCCCCUGCCGCCGUGAGGCAGUCGUCAUUUCCUAAAACGCAACAUGGAGUUGGAGACCAGCACCAACAACAUCAGCAGCAUCGAAGGGUGGUUAAAGAUGCUUUCGCACCUGGCUCAAGCCGGGAGGAAAAGCUGGCGCUUGUGUCCCGUUUUCUUAAAGAGGAAGGCUUUCUGGAAACAGCCAAGGCGUUGGAGAGCGAGCUGCGCUCGAAAGGGCUGAAAAUUACUUCUGACCGGGCCAAUCAAGGUCGCCUUACAAGGCCAAACGAUGGGAAGGGCGAUAGCGGUCCGCCCGCAUCGGGAACCUCGUCAUACCGUCGCCAGAUUAACCGUUCUGGUUUGGUAUCGGGCCUUAAUCGCCAACUGGCGGCGGUCCCAGCGGCUUCAAGUGGAGCAACGGCAGCUGGAGCAACGGCAGGAUCAGGAAAGGCGGUGGCUGGAUCAACGGCAGGGAGCACCAAGGCGCCAACCACGACGACGACGACAACCCAAGGAGCGGCUGCAGCGGCGAAUUCCGGAGCACCAACGGGAAUCUCUAGUGGCUCGACUGCAGCUGCUGGCACCACAACAGCUAAAGCAGUCGCACGAUCUCAAAUAAGACCGACCGGUGCAGUUGAAGCUAUUUCUGCUGCCGGCGGCGGGACAACAAAAAGUCCUGGCACGCCGGGAGGUUUGAGUGCUGGUGGAGCGUCUGUGCCUUCUGCGACGAAUGAACCCUCUGGAGAGAAAGGAGCAGUGACUGGAAAAGCUGAUGCUUCGUCGGAUUUUACUUCUGCUGGGGGGGGCAGCGAUCCGGACUCAACUGCAGCGGGAGAUACCAGUGGAGGAGGAUUACCACAGAAGCCGAGCGAGAGCACUCCUAAUGUGGGUGUGGCUUUGCCGAGUGCCGCCCGAGGAUCAAAGAACAGACCGGUGCGUGGCAGCAGCGUUGCUGCUGGUAAUACUUCAUUGUCUGCAGGUAAAAAAGAAGGAGCUUCUGCGGUGCUGAGUUCCGAAGCAGAGGCGGCGAAGGACAACGAGAGUGGAAAGAAGGAGCUGGCUGCGUCCUCAGCGGGCAACAAUGCGGGAAGAACGGGUGCGGCCAUGAGCGUGGGAGGGGAGAGCAAGAAGAUGGCCAGUGGUGCUCAGCAGGCCGGAGAAGACAAGGCAACGAUCUCUGCGCCCGCGAAACCUGGGAAAGCAGCUGUAGAGCCAAGGAAGUCAAGGGAGGAAGGCAAACAAGUGCGUGGUGCUACAGCUUUGUCAGUGGCUAGCGAUGUGGGCUCUGAAAAAGAAAAUGCUGUGAAUGAUCAAACUUCUCCGAAGGAGGAUAAAAUACAGCAUUCUGCGGUCCCUGCUCUUGAUGCUGGGGAUGAUGUGGAGAUGGAGGAGCAGGUUGAUUAUGAGGACGACAGUAUAAUAGUGAAUCAUGUGCCAGAUCUCGCUGGCAGGGACAAGGAGGGAGCGCCGGGGGCACCUGAAGAAGGGGUUGGUACAAAGAGCCCGCUUGAUGUGGCAGAAGCCAGCCGAAGUCCGCAGAUCCAGCUGCCACAGACAACCAAAGCAGAGAAUCGGAAGGAGGACGCAAUUGGAAGCAAUAAUGAGCAUGAAGCUGGAAAGGCAACUGUGAAUGGGACAGAGAGUACGAAGUCCUCAGACAAAGCGCACAUCAUCCAAGCAGAAGAGAAUGAAGCUGCCGACGGAAAGAUGGAAGAUGUUAUUGAGCCAGCUAACGAGAAAGGGAAAGGAAUGGGCAUGGAUGUGCAGGCUGAAGAUCAAGGCAAGGACAAUCUGAAGAAAAUGGAGCCAGCAAAUGAAGAGGAGAAGGCAGGGAUCAGAGGUGCUGAGAAUGAAGUACAGUGCAUGGAUGUGGAUGCCAAAGAGGCUGGUGGGGAGCAAAAGGAGGACAAGGACGAAAUCAAAACUGCAGACCGCAAGCAGGAAGACGGGGGGGAGAAGGUUCUCGAUGAGAUCGGUGUGAGAUGGGAUGACAGUGAUGUGAGUGAUCAUGAAUCUGAGGAUACGGAGGUCAAGGGGAAGGAGGACGAGGAGAUGGCUAGCCAGGCUGCAGAUCGGAAGCAGGGAGCAAAGCCCGCAGCCAACCGUGGAUCCUUGACUCGCAUAGUUUCCACAGCUGGAGGUCGUCGUGCGCAGUCUUCUGGGACGCUUGGGGAGGGAUCUGGUGGAGCGAAGGGAUCACCUGCUUCCAAAGCUGACACAGCGGUGGGCGCUGGAACUUCUAAGCAAAAUGGGCCAAAGUCGACUACCAGUCCAAACAGCAUGAAACUAGAGGAGGAUCGGAAGAGGAAGAGUUCAGAGCUUGCCCGACAAACAGGUGCGGUGAAUGGUAGCAGCAGAGGGGGAGCACCUGGGGGUGGCAGUGGAAGGGAUGCUCGUGAGACAGGCUUACGGAGUAGUAGUCAAUCUGGGGCGGGAGGGCACAAGCAUCCCGAGAAGUCUAGGGAAGAGCUUGCUCGGCGUGAUUCACGAGAGCUGGAGAGGGGGAGAGAGAGGGAUAGGGACAGGGAUAGGGACAGGGAACGAGAGAGGGAGAGAGAGAGGGAAAGGGAGAGGGAGCGUACGAGGGAGAGAGCUCUGGAAAGGGACAGGGAAAGAGACAGAGAAAGAUUGAGGGAGAGGGAGAGAGAGAGGGAAAGGGAGAGAGAAAAAGAGAGGGAAAGGGAAAGGGAAAAGGAGAGGGAACGUGAAAGGGGUAGGACACGUGACGAAGGAAGAGCUCGAAGUCCUCCUAGAGAUGGAAGCCAAGCUAGACGGGACUGGGAACGAAGAGUUUCCGAAAAACGGGCCUUAAGCAGUGAACGCGCAGCUGGUUAUGAACGGCAUAUCUCUAGCUCGCACGCGAAGGAACUGCAUCGGUCAUCAGCACAUGAAUUGGAAAAGGAAAGAGCAGCCCGUCUCCCGGGAUGGGAGCUUGAAAGUGAUAGGCACAAGGCCUCUGGGCUGUACAAAGAAAGCGAUAGGGGACUAGAGCGGAAGGAAGGUGGUAGAGAUAGGGAUGCUGCAAGGGAUAGGGUGGAUCCUGCCGAGAGGGCUUCAUUUGACCGGGAGAGUGAGAGAAAACGCAUGCGUUAUGAAGAAGCAGGGGGUUCGUCACAGUUUCCAAGAGGGCGUGCCAGCUCCCCUGGCAGAGAUUCGCCGCGGCGAAAGGGAUGGGAACGAAGCCUAUCUCCAUCAAUGGCCAAGGCGCCUCCUGGUGCAAAGGUUCUACAAUGGGAGAAAGGAUCGGCGGAGGGCAGGGAUCGACUAUCGUUUGGAAGUGGCACAGGAAGAAGUCAUCUGUCGCCAGGGCAUCCAGGUAUCGGAAGAGAUCUUGAAAGAUAUCAAGUGGAGAGAGAAGAACGGUUAAGGGAAGAAAGGAUAAGGGAGAUCAGGGAGUCGAUAAGGGAAGAACGGAUAAGGGACGAGCGGAUAAGGGAUGAGCGGAUAAGGGAUGAACGCCUAAGGGAGGAGAGACGGUUGGUGAGGGCUGAGCUUGACAUAGCAGCUGGACUGUUCAAAGAUCGUCCGGAUGGCCCACUAGAUUUUCCAAGGCAUGCAAGGCCUGGUCUUGGGCCGUUGGAUGGUGUUCGGACGCCGCCUCCUUGGGUGAAUUUGGGUCCAUCGGAAUUUAAUCAGAGGCCAGAUAUCAUGGUGGGUGGGCCACUUGACAUGCGGUUCGAGAUGGGGAUGUUUGGUAGGCCUGGUGGUGGCCCAGGUGAUAGAGAGCCAUGGCCUCGCGAUGAUAGGUUGGGUGCUGUCCCACCAAGCUUUCGGCCCCGUCCAGAAUCCAUGGAGCGGGAACUGAGGGCUGAUAUCUUGGGGUUCAGACCCGGUGAGAGGGAGGCAAGGCCCAGGGAGGACUGCCUGGAUGUGGCACUAAGUUAUAGGCACGGGCCAGACUCCGCCGAGAGGGAACCUCGGCCUAGGGAUGAGAGAUCAGACCUUUUGCGGCGGGAAGAGAGGCUUGAGUUGGGUCCAGGCUUCCGUGGAAGUGAUCGUGACUCCAGGGGCCGGGGAGAAGGCAGGCCUGACAGUCCAUCGUUCAAGUCAGGGUCAGCGCUCGGUGCUCAAGGCGAAAGAGAGCCUCGAUCUAGAGAGGACAGACCCGAUGGUCUUCUUGGCUAUCGGAUUCCACCAGGGGAGAGAGAUUCCAGGCAAAGGGAUGAGAGAAUGGAAGGCCCAGGAGGGUUCCGCCCACGAUCGGGUUCUGAGGAGAGGGAUGUCUUGAUGUUCAUUGCAGGUGGUCCAGGAGCUACGGACCGGGAGGGAAAAGGCAGGGAAGACAGGCGUGGGUCGAGUCCAGAGGGAAGAAGUUCGAGGCCGGAUGGGUUACUGCCACUUCCAAUGCGUCUGGCGCCGAGCCCUGGGGAAAGGGAGCCUAGGAUGAGGGAGGAGAGGAUCGAUGUUCCUCCGCAGGGUUAUCGCCCUCCCUUAAGUGUUGGGGAAAGGGACGCAAGAAUCCGGGGGGAGGAUAGGCUGGAUGUGGGCUCGAUGUUGUUCAGGCCUGGUUCAGGCCCAUCCGAUAGGGAGAUGAGAGACGGGCCACUACAUGGGAUUGCAGAUCCAGCAGCGCCUCUGAUGGACAGUAUCAUCAGGAUGCGUGAAACAGGGAUGCCUGGAAGUGACGUGUUGACGGGAAUAGGGAUGGCAAAUCCGAUGCGUGACAUUCUAGGAGAUAGACCGCCGUUUGAUCCGGGAAGAGGGGAUGGAAGGCCAGGAAUGGCCGGUAAUGCGGGAAUGUUCAAACCGAUUGGCCUGGAGCCGUUGGAUAUAGGUCCAAAGAGUUUCAGGAGUGGGUUGGAGUCUGGACCAGGGCUGAUUGGUCCUGAUUCUGGCAUGAGUUUUGGGCCCAUGAUGGGAGAAGGGUCCAUGGGUGAGUUUGGGGGGCGGGAAACACCGUUGUCUGGCAGAGCACCAUCACAGCUGAUGAUGGAUGGUCUUCGAGAGCGAGGUGGACUUGAUUUUGGGAAUCUGAGAGACCCAGCAAGCAUGCCGGGUGUUAAUAUGGUCCCGUUGGAUGUCAAGAGUGGGCUAAGAUUUGGUGAAGGCACGGAUCGGGGACCAUCUGGUUUGGACCCUGCUUUUGCGGGCAGAGACCUAAUGAGAAACAACUGGUUUGGAUCGGGACCUGAGGGAGCGGACAGGGGUGUGGGCAUGCACCCCGAUGAACAUGGGAUGAUGGAGGCCUUUGGCCGGCCAUCCCCUAUGGGUGCCGAAAUGAGUGAACCUGUUGACAAGGGUCUCAGCUUCCACGGUGCCGGAGAAUGGACGGGCGAAUUCCAUAGGGGGAAUGAUCCUCUUUUCAUGGCGGGAAUGGGGCGACUUCCCCCCUGAAGUCUAUGCGGUGUGUUGCUCAGGGAUGGAGUUCUCCGACAACGAGGAGACCAGGAGCAACCGUUUCUCCAAGGCCUGUGACAAGACCAUCAGGGGAUCGGCCACCGCCGCCGCCGCCACCGCCGCCGCCGCCGCCGCCACCGCCACCGCCGCCGCCGCCACCCCCGCCGCCGCCACCCCCACCACGAAUGCUGCCAAAUUCAGAUAGAGGAGGCAGCGCAUGAAGGUAAAAUCAUCUGUUGGUUGCUUUUUUUCUGAAGUUGCCCAGAUGUACGGGGGGUUCCAGGUAAAGUGCACCGGUAAUCUGUGGAGGUGCUUUUGUGUGAAAAUAGGCUGUAGAAUUCCUUCUCUGUCCUUUCAUGAUCUCUCACGACUCUCCUAGGCCUUAAGAUCCUGUUGGCUUGCUUUGUGACAACCGUAGAGGGGUUGGCAGAAGCAGACUGGUUUUGGAGCCUGCAAGAGUGUAUCCUUACAUGUGUAAUGUAAGGGGGUGAAAAAUGAAAUGAGAUAAUGGAUUGUGAAUUCUCAAUACGAAGUACUUGCAAUCAUUAUGUUUUUAAGAUUCCAUUCCAAUCA
Chara braunii is the source of this 6906-nucleotide messenger RNA. The record is from the annotation of a GenBank genome assembly. Lineage: Eukaryota; Viridiplantae; Streptophyta; Charophyceae; Charales; Characeae.